Messenger RNA from Penicillium paradoxum, 2832 nucleotides. RefSeq names its product autophagy protein ATG9 (gene atgI). Bases 1 to 2832 code for a protein of 943 amino acids. The transcript is spliced from 2 exons. Gene Ontology annotation, cellular component: phagophore assembly site; autophagosome. Gene Ontology annotation, biological process: protein localization to phagophore assembly site; autophagy of mitochondrion. Lineage: Eukaryota; Fungi; Ascomycota; Eurotiomycetes; Eurotiales; Aspergillaceae. The record is from RefSeq and is a predicted model, not a curated record.
AUGAUGUCCUCCAAUAUAUUGUCCCGGUUUCUACCCCCAACGGGCUCGCCAUCGGUCUACGAGACUAUUCGCCAACACGACGCGGGAUCUGAAUACUCGGAUGUUGAAGAGCGUGCAGGAUUGGUUAUGGAGGAUCAUCGGGAACAAUUUAGUGACCGGGAGCUGGAGGAUGCACUGGCAGAUGCCCAAGACAGCGAGAUAAUCAGUCCUAGUACUGCACUGCUCGCUCAGGCACGGUCGGGGAAAGCACCUGCGCAACGGGCUUCUCCAUUUGGCACUCGUCGUCGCAGGGCAUCCCGACCCCGAUGGAUGGGGCAAGAAUCAUCACUCGGCUAUGAGCUCAAUGAUCAUGAUGAAGAUGUCCCUCAGUCGCUGCUAGUAGAAGGCCAUCGUGAAGAUUUAAAAUCGCGCUUGCCUCCUCCUCCCCGGUCUCAUGAUCGCCCGGAUCGACGAAGUUCUCCCAGUACCGAACCAUCCCCGCUACCUGCCAGAACACCUUGGAAUGAACAACGACCUCCUCAGCCACCUGAUGAUAGCGGCCAUCCAAUAGGAAGAUGGUUCGCUGGGCAGCAUCCAGGUCUUGCCAAUAUUGACCCCAAAAAGAAGGCAAUGUGGCGAUGGGCAAAUGUGGAGGAUUUGGACAACUUCUUGAAGGAUGUCUAUACAUACUUCUUAGGGAACGGGAUUUGGUCUAUAAUGUUGACACGGGUGCUGAAUCUCUUGACAUUUGCAUUCGUCGUUGGGUUUUCAACAUUUUUAACUAAUUGCAUUGAUUAUCCUAAAGUCCGACGGAGUAAGACUUUAGAUGAAAUCCUCGUUCCACAGUGCACAGCAAAUAUGUCCGGAUCGUCUACAUUUUUGUUGUGGCUCUGCAGCUUCUUCUGGAUUGGGAAGCUCUUCCAGUAUCUGCUAGAUAUUCGCAGACUCAAACACUUGCAUGAUUUCUAUCUCCACUUGCUUGGUGUUUCCGAUGCCGAGGUACAAACGAUUUCAUGGCAAGAAGUAGUCAGCCGAUUGAUGGCGCUGAGAGACUCGAAUCCAUCUACUGCAGCCGCAGUCUCUCCCAAACAUCGGAGAUUUCUGGGUAGCCAGUCGAAACAACGAAUGGAUGCCCACGACAUUGCCAACCGCCUCAUGCGCAAGGAGAACUAUAUGAUCGCAUUGGUGAACAAAGAUAUUUUGGAUCUCACGCUUCCAAUUCCAUUUCUUAAAAACCGACAAUUAUUCUCCCGAACAAUGGAAUGGAAUCUCAAUCUUUGUGUCAUGGACUACGUCUUUAAUGAACAAGGCCAACUGCGAACGUUGUUUCUCAAAGACACCCACCGAAGGGCCCUGAGUGAUGGAUUGCGUCGGCGCUUUGUUUUCGCUGGUGUUAUGAACAUUUUUGUAGCGCCCUUUAUUGUCGUCUAUUUCAUGAUGCACUACUUCUUCCGAUACUUCAAUGAGUUCAAGAAAAACCCGGGACAAAUCGGUUCUCGCCAAUAUACACCUAUGGCAGAAUGGAAAUUCCGCGAGUUCAAUGAGCUCUGGCAUCUCUUUGAGCGUCGGAUCAACAUGUCGUAUCCAUUCGCCAGCCGCUACGUUGAUCAAUUCCCGAAGGAUAAGACUAUUCAAGUAGCGAGAUUUGUUGCUUUCAUUUCUGGGGCUCUUGCCUCGGUACUGGCUCUCGCAUCGGUCAUCGACCCAGAGCUCUUCCUUGGAUUCGAAAUUACUCCUGACCGGACUGUUCUAUUCUACCUUGGUAUCUUUGGUACAGUGUGGGCUUUUGCGCGAGGACUGGCACCUGAAGAGACCGAUGUUUUCGAUCCGGAGUACGCACUCCUCGAACUGAUCGAUUUUACACAUUACUUCCCCUCCGGGUGGAAGGGACGUCUGCAUAGCGACGACGUGCGAAAAGAAUUCGCAAUUCUUUAUCAGAUGAAGAUUGUGAUCUUCCUAGAAGAAAUCCUGAGCAUGAUCUUCACCCCUUUCGUCCUGUGGUUUAGCUUGCCCAAGUGCAGUGACCGCCUCAUUGAUUUCUUCCGGGAGUUCACAGUGCACGUUGACGGGGUAGGGUAUCUCUGCUCUUUCGCCGUCUUUGAUUUCAAGAAGGGGACAAACGAGCUUUCCCAGGCUGGAACUGGACGCCGAGACCCCGGUAAACAAGAUCUACGCACCGAUUACUUUUCAACCAAAGAUGGGAAGAUGCUAGCUUCCUACUAUGGCUUCUUGGAUAACUAUGGUGCCAACCAUCAACCGACUAGCCGGCGGCCAUUCCACCCCCCGCCAACCCUACCUACCCUUGGCUCACCCUGUGCAGCUGACUUCGGUGCGCUUCCCGACCGUCAUGACCAUCUUCAGCUGCGCCCUGGGCCAUUCGGUCCUCAAUCACUGAUGGGUGCCUCCAAAUUGAAACCAAUAGGAGGAUUCGACCCUCGCUCUCCCGCUCCAUCUAUUCUCCUCGACCUGCACCACCAACCCUCAACCUCCGAAUUCAGGACCGCCGCCCGAACUACCUCUCAUCAACACCAGCGCUCCAAGCUUGGACGCCUUCAGCGCCCGUCUACUGACCCCAUAGACGAUGAGGAAGAGCCAUUGUCUGAGGCAGAUCAUGGCUCCGCAACUCGACAGUCCGGUAUUCGUACUGGUGCCUCCAGUGCUGGCGCAGGCACCAGCGACAGCAACCUUGGCGAUUCUUGGCGCAUGAACCCACUCGGCAAGGAAGAUGAUAUAAACGAGGGCAAUGAAGAUGAAAAUAUUGAUGCCAUCGCUGGUGGAGGCGGCGUCCUAGGCUUGAUACAGCAAUUCCAGAAAGCUAAUACUGAAGGCCGACGGACGACUGUGGGGAUUUAG